Myzus persicae (green peach aphid) is the source of this 810-nucleotide messenger RNA. RefSeq lists its product as uncharacterized. The transcript has a single exon. The coding region runs from base 1 to 810 and encodes 269 amino acids. NCBI's taxonomy places the organism in Eukaryota, Metazoa, Arthropoda, Insecta, Hemiptera, Aphididae. The record is from RefSeq and is a predicted model, not a curated record.
AUGUCCAUCAAGGUAUACGCAUGCCAAGCAUGUAAGAAGCAGCAUCAUACGCUUCUGCACUUCCCGGAUGAUGUAACCACUGGUGACAGUGUUCCUUCAGCAGCUACGAUGUUCACUGCCACUCAAAGAUCUCAGCCAAUCCUACUGUCAACAUUACUCAUCAGUGUCGCAUCAGUUGACCACCAGAAACAUACUCUACGAGCACUAUUGUAUACGGGAUCUCAGGUCAGUUUUAUCACGAAGCAGUGUGCAGAUCGCCUAUCUCUGACCCGCCGACGUUGUACCACAAAAAUCAGCGUGUUUUUAGGCACACCGGUUAACGUAGUGUCCGGCAUGACCACAAUCACAAUGUCACCAGUAAACCAAUCUGAACCAUCCAUUCCUCUUGAUGUUCUUAUUGUGCCGAAGAUCACAGAUGUCACACCUCAAGAAACUAUUCAAUCAACAUCGUGGCUUCACAUAAAUCAACUGGAUCUGUCAGAUUCAACCUUCCACACUCCAUGGCAAGUUGACAUCCUGCUCGGCGCAGACGUCGCACCAGCUAUUUUCACCGGUGACCGUAUUGUUGGUCAUCUACACCAUCCAACGGCCUUUGGCACUGUAUUUGGAUGGGUUUUGAUGGGACCAGCUGCGGCAAUGACACCCAAGUUAGUCACGUCAAUGUUAGUCACCUCUGAGUCGACACUCGAACAAUCCCUGUCAAAAUUUUGGGAGAUGGAGGAGCCACUCCAUAUACACCAUUUGAGUCCAGAUGAAAUCCACGCAGAAAGAAUAUUCACGUCCUCAGUGAAACGUCUGGCGUCUGGUUGA